Clonostachys rhizophaga is the source of this 624-nucleotide messenger RNA. The record is from the annotation of a GenBank genome assembly. Lineage: Eukaryota; Fungi; Ascomycota; Sordariomycetes; Hypocreales; Bionectriaceae.
AUGAAGUCGGAGACCUUUCAUACAACCGAGCUUGCAGAGCGCUGCAAAUCAGCGUUACAGAUUUUACAGGAUCUUCUCGGUAACGGUGAUGCGAUCACCAAGAUAGAUCUCGAAGAAGCCCAUGGGCUGGUCAUCUUCAACUCCAUAGGCGCUUCUGUGGGUACUGGAUGCGCCGUUGGCUCCGGACUUGUGAUGGCUCGUCAUGCGAAGGGCGAUUGGUCAUUGCCCUCUGCUGUCUCCGAGACGUACGUUGGCGGAGGGCCAUCGUUUGGGGUUAAUGUGUACAGCUCGGUUCGGGUACUGAAGAAAGAAGAAUUCGAAAAAUGCUUUAUCAAGCAAAGACGGGAAUAUGGGAUGCAAUUCGCGGCUGCUGUUGGUCCUCUCGGUAUAAAGAUUGAGGUUGAAGGUCAGAGCAUGGUCCAACGUGUAGCAAAACCAGAGGGCUUGUACUUUGGUUGGACUGUUGGAGCUACACACUUCAAAGAGAACAAGGAUCUGAAUGCCAAGUUUUAUGGAAAAGAGCUGACUGCACGAGAAAUCCUCACUGGGAAGAUCCAAGUUCCUGAGGCAUGCAAGAACGAGGUGAGAAGUCUUUGGGACUUUUUGAACUUAUUGGAGAAGUAG